AGGAAGGGGGCAGAGAACCAGAAGAGAAGGAGCUCUAGCUUUGGGACUCCAGUGGCAGUGGAAAGUAGUAUUGUGCUGUGUGGACACAUGAGAGAAAAAGAGGGAGAGGGAGCGACAGAGGAGAGAGGAUGGAUUUGAUUACAGAGACAAGACAAGGACUGAAGAAGAAGUAUGUAAAGCUGCUGCAAAAUAGCUGUUUUAGUCUCAGCUGACGGGGACACAAACAGGAAGAGAGGAAAGAAAGAGGUGCACAGAAGACAGAGGACUUGCCCGAACAGGAGGGCAUAAAAAAGAAGACUGAGUGAGGAGGCGGGAGUGGAACUCUGAGUCAAAGCAGACAGACAGACAGACAGGAAGAGUGAGAGGAGGAGGAGGAGGAGGAGGGAGGGUGAGUUAGGUAAAAGAAAACUUAAGAAAGCAGAAAAGGCAAAAGAUUAACAGUGAAAGAAAAGAGACAGAGAGAGUGUAAGCUAGGCAAGGGGGGAGGAAGCACUCAGAGUGAGGGUGACAGAGAGCAGAUAACGUGUGAGUGUUGGGACAGAGACACAGAGAGGGAGAGACAGAAGGUGAGAGGGGGGUUAGCCGGAGGGGAGAGAGGUAUGAGGGGACAGCUCUUGAAGUCACUCUUCUCUCUGGUGAUCACUCUCCUGUGUUUGGGGAGCCUGCUGACCACUCUCAUCUGGUACAUGCUCGACAGCAACAAUGUGGACCCUCGUAAGCCGGCCCCUCAGAAGAAAAGCGCCCCAAAGACCUCUGACCUCUGCAAGGGCUGCCGGGAGGUCAUUGAGAAAGUGAUGCAGCGUUACUCUCAAUCCUGGAAGAAGCAGGAGGGCAAUUAUCAAAAAUUCAGAUCUCAGCUGAACAGUAAGUGCCAUGGUUUUGAAAAGGCCAUUAUUACCCAGACCAACACUCCGGUGGGAACCAAGCUUGUUUAUGACGGGGAGAAGAGGAGGAGCCUCCAGGUGACCCCGGAGAUUUUCAGCACCUUUGCAAAGGAGCGCCCUUUCUUAAAUAAAACAUGGGACACCUGUUCAGUCGUUGGGAAUGGAGGGAUCCUGACCAACAGUGGCUGUGGAGAAAUGAUUGACUCAGCGCAGUUUGUCAUCAGGUGCAACCUACCUCCUUUGAAAAACGGCUUUGAGAAGCAUGUGGGUGAAAAGACAAACCUUGUGACAGCUAACCCAAGCAUCCUUCUGGAGAAGUACGGGGCUCUGAUGGGGCGUCGCCGUCCAUUUGUGGAGAACCUGCAGACUUACGGCAACUCUCUGCUCCUCCUUCCCGCCUUCUCUUACGGCCACAACACUCCUGUAUCUCUACGGGCUGCUUACACCAUCGAGGACUUUGGUAGCCCAACCCGACCCAUCUUCUUCAACCCUGAGUACCUCCAGAGCUUGGCCGUGUUCUGGCGUGCACAAGGCCUGCGAGCGGUACGGCUCAGCACUGGGAUUAUCAUGGCUAGCCUUGCGCUUGAACUCUGUGGCAACGUGCAUCUCUAUGGGUUCUGGCCCUUCAGUAGUCACCCUCAUGGACUAAACACCCUGACGAACCACUACUACGAUGACAGACAAACUAAAACCAAAUUCCACGCCAUGCCGGCUGAGUUUGAACUCUUGUUGCGGCUGCACAGUCAGGGGGUGCUAAAGCUUCAUCUUGGAGACUGCCAGCCUAGGAAAAAGUAGACCCAGGGACCGCUGACAGAAAAGACGCAAAGUGCCUUCUUUGGACCUGCUGGAAAAGGGCGGCCAAGUCUUUAAAAUAAAUGUACUCACGAUCAUUGGCUGAUGAAGCAAAGCUGAGGUGGCCAAUAAGCAGACGAGACUUUGCACUGAAAUGAAAAUGCAGAAAUCCUCAGACUGAAAACACCUGAGACUUAACUGACUGUAUUUAUUACCACGUGUUCCAGCUGGAGUCUGGAGGGAGUUCUUUAGAUUUGAUUCUUUUUGAGGCCCAGGUCUACAAAGUUGUGCCUUAUUUCAAUAGAUUACUAAUGAUAAGUUAUAAAACAGAGGCUUUAGAAACAGACUGAAUGUACUUUGAAGUAAAUGAAAUACCUCCUGAACAUGAAGAUUGUGUGACUCAAAGAGCGGCACGCUGAAUGUGAAGAAUCUCUUUGGUCAAAUUCUCACCAAACAUGGAACCAGUUUGCAAAAUCACCAGGGAACUGUUUGGUACUCACAUGCUUUUUCACACUAUUGUUAAAAAUGACUGGUGCUGGGUAGGAAGGAUGAUUUCUGCAGUCUUGUUCUCACACUAGGACACUGACAGUACUGACCUCAGAGGCCAGUAGUAUCACUCACAAACUGACAUGGCUGCCACCUCCGGUCCACGGCGCCAUAAAUAUGAAACACAAGGAACAGGAAUAGAAACAAAUAAAGGUUGCUGGGGUGAGCUGGUGUUACAAUGUGCAACCUGUCAUCACCCAAUAAACCAUGCAGAGAGAAGUACUAUCACAAAGUGUAACACAAAUAUUAGUAGAUUCAAUGUGGAAACAAGUAUUAAUAUAAUAAUAUAAGUUAAUAUUUCUCUAAUCAGUGCCAAUGUAAAUGACUCUGAUGUAUGUUGAUGAUUAUGAAUUCUGCACUUUGGGUGAAAAUUGUAACCUGUAGCUGAACUUCCCGUUUGUGUGUUUUGCAUCUGGGGUAGUAUUUCCUUUAAUGCUGACAUUUAUGAAGUCUUACCUGUGAUCAUAGUGUACAAGCUGUAGACGACCAAACUUGAAAACUUUGUGAGCCAACCUUAGAAACAUUUGAAUGUUUGUGAUUUUUUGUAUCAUGAACAAUUCAAAGCAAGAGGGAAAAUACAAGGAAUAAAUAUUUAACAACAAAAAGAA
This is a messenger RNA of Notolabrus celidotus (New Zealand spotty), 2830 nucleotides long. RefSeq names its product ST8 alpha-N-acetyl-neuraminide alpha-2,8-sialyltransferase 6 (gene st8sia6). The transcript has 7 exons. Gene Ontology annotation, biological process: N-glycan processing; oligosaccharide metabolic process. The record is from RefSeq and is a predicted model, not a curated record. Bases 600 to 1679 code for a protein of 359 amino acids. Gene Ontology annotation, molecular function: alpha-N-acetylneuraminate alpha-2,8-sialyltransferase activity. NCBI's taxonomy places the organism in Eukaryota, Metazoa, Chordata, Actinopteri, Labriformes, Labridae.